AUGGAAAACAACACAAACACACUAUCUGUACGAUCAGUCCUUGAGAAGGAAAAAUUGACAGGAGGAAACAACUUCCUAGACUGGCAGAGGAAACAACUCCAUGUCAUUGAUAUUCCUCCUCCAGGCCCCCUCCCUGAGGGUGCUACUGCUGAUGAACGAGAAGCACACACAAGGGAUGAGAAUGAUGCAAAUGAUGUUGCAUGUCUUAUGUUGGCAACUAUUAGUGCUGAGCUUCAAAGACAGCAUGUGCAUAUGGAUGCAUAUACUAUCAAUGAGCACUUGCAAAGCAUGUUUGCAAGCCAAACUCGUCAAGAAAGGUUCAACACGAGUAAGUCACUCUUUAAUUGCAAACGAGCGGCAAGUGAACCAGUUGGCCCACAUGUUCUGAAGAUGAUUGGUUACAUUGAGUACCUUGAAACUUUGGGUUUCCCGAUUAGUCCGGAAACUGGUAUUGAUCUAAUCUUGAAUUCUUUGAACAACAAAUUCACUCAGUUUGUUGUGAACUAUAAUAUGAAUGAAUUUGACAAAACACCUACGGAAUUGUUGCAUAUGUUGAGAACAUAUGAGACCAACAUGAAGAUAGCUGAACCUGCUCCCAUACUGAUGGUGGGCAAUAAAGGUAAGGCCAAAGGGAAGGGCAAGUGGAAGGGUAAGAAGAAGAUUGGAUCUGAUUCUACACCCAAGCCAAAGUCAGGUCCCAAACAGGCUUUAUAG
This is a messenger RNA of Daucus carota subsp. sativus, 714 nucleotides long. RefSeq lists its product as uncharacterized. The record is from RefSeq and is a predicted model, not a curated record. The transcript has a single exon. NCBI's taxonomy places the organism in Eukaryota, Viridiplantae, Streptophyta, Magnoliopsida, Apiales, Apiaceae. The coding region runs from base 1 to 714 and encodes 237 amino acids.